Engraulis encrasicolus (European anchovy) is the source of this 777-nucleotide messenger RNA. RefSeq names its product insulin gene enhancer protein ISL-1-like. Gene Ontology annotation, biological process: positive regulation of transcription by RNA polymerase II; neuron fate specification; axonogenesis. The record is from RefSeq and is a predicted model, not a curated record. The coding region runs from base 1 to 777 and encodes 258 amino acids. Gene Ontology annotation, cellular component: nucleus. The transcript is spliced from 5 exons. NCBI's taxonomy places the organism in Eukaryota, Metazoa, Chordata, Actinopteri, Clupeiformes, Engraulidae. Gene Ontology annotation, molecular function: DNA-binding transcription factor activity, RNA polymerase II-specific; cis-regulatory region sequence-specific DNA binding.
AUGGCGGAGAGUGAUGACGACAGAGAUGACAGAACAACCUCCUCGUGCGAGGGAUGUGGACAUCGAAUUCUUGAUCGCUUCAUAUUGCGAGUAUUCCCGGAUAUGGAUUGGCACGCGGCAUGUUUAAAAUGCGCAGAGUGUAAGAAAUCUCUCGAUGGAUCAGGUACCUGCUUUGUUAAGGAUGGCAGAAUUCUCUGUAAAGACGACUACAACAGGAUAUAUAGAAUGAAUUGCUGGAAAUGUCAAAAAGCGUUGAACAAAGACGACCUGGUGAUGAGGACUUGUUCGAAGAUCUAUCACUUUGACUGCUUUCGAUGUGAGUGCUGCGACCGUCACUUGCUUCCCGGAGAUAAGUUCCACUUACGGGAUGGCCACCUGCUGUGCAUCGCUGACCACGAUUUACCUCAGAGGGACCUGCCACUUAAGCAUGAUGUCCCAUCACCUCCGCAGAGAACCGCUCGGGUCAGGACGGUCCUGAGCAAGACCCAGUUGCACAUGCUUCAGACUUGCUACAGCGCUAACCCCCGCCCGGACGCCUUGGUCAAGGAACAGCUGGUGGAGAUGACAGGGCUCACCUCACGGGUCAUCCGUGUCUGGUUCCAGAACAAGCGGUGCAAAGACAAGAAAAGGAGCACGCACCUGCACCACGCUCCAACAACACACACUGCCCAUAAGACAUCUUCAUGUGAAGAGGCUGAGGCUAAGCUGAUGAGCUGUCAGCUGGAGACUCCCAGUAGCAGUGCGGUGUCCAGCCCAGUGUCCAGUGGCAUUCCAUGA